AUGGGGAGAAUUGAGAAGGUGGCUAGCUCUAAGCAUGAGGCUACGAUUUCGCCGGCCAUAGCGCAGUUUUCUAAAAAAGCUAUUGAAACUUCUGUCGCCGAACUACCGUCGUACCUCGCGACAUUUCCUCGCCGGUGGCCGUUUCCGCGGGGUGAUCUAUACCACUGGAUUGGUCUCUUAAAUCGAUUUGAUGAGAUACUGGCGCGUGUUGUCAAAAAAUAUGGACUUGAUGAAGGUCCUCAAUCGACACCUUUUGGUCGACAUGUUCUUAUCGAAGAUUCUGUUUCGACAAACCUGGUUUCUGAUCAUGAGGAGGGCGAACGGAAACUUGACCAGUUGGGGCUUGGACCUGAAGGUGACAGAGAGCUAGUAGAGUCAAUUUUAGACUUCUCACGGCUCCUAUUAGAGAAAUGCGGCAAUCGAAGCUUGUUCAGCAGCAGCGAGCGUUUGAAUGCUUUUCUGAACACAACUUCCCUCAGUUUAAUUCAAUGCACUUUACGGCUCUCUCUCUGCCUGGCACAGCGAUACUAUUUCCGCCAACGAUCUACCAGCAGCACACACUUUCACCAGAGCUUACUGGCAGCUCAUUAUAAUAUUGAGUUGGACCGCGUUCAAAAACUGGCAUCACCAUUUCCACGUCCACCCUCAUUCAUUGAAACCGCUGAAGGAACUUCGUUGGAAAAAGGAAAGGAGAAAUCUGCGCAACAUAGUGCUGCAGCUGGUGAUAAAUGCAACGCUAAUGAUUUAAUUUCGUUGACCAAAGUGCCUUCUGAUAAGAUUACGAUGACGGAUAUUUCGCCGGCGGCUGAGAUUGGCACCUCUGAAUGGAAAGAUUGGGGAAUUGUUCGGUUUGCUUAUUACCCGCGUGAUACUACGGCGGAGCCAUCCGGUAGUACUUUGAAUACUUCCCAGGUUCAAAUGACGCCGACACCAAUGCGCCACCGAUCUUCUGAAUAUCAAAGUUCAAGGUUGCUCCAUACAUCAAGCGUGGAUGAUUCCCCAACGCCCACGACUCAAUCACCAGCAAUGAAACAAGAAGUUACUAGAGGGAUGAAAAUAUUGGAAAUCCCAAGCUCCAAGGUUCUGUCUGCUAGCACUGAAGAGCUUUUGAAAGAGAACCUGAGCGACUUGCCAAAGGAAUCAACAUAUGAUCUGUUAAACAGACUUCGAAUCGGCGCCGCUCUCGCUAAAUCCCCGGAGACAAGGAGGCAAAUACUUGGCAUUAGACUUCUUGCUCUCAGUAACUUGGCUUAUAUUUACCCCGAAGCUAUAUUCCAGCAGAAAAUUCUCCAGCAAGAUUCUGACGAACCCAAACGUCUUCAGCUGGCCUACCAGCUUUCCGACUUUGUGCAUCUCGGGGUUGCUGGCGACAUCAGUGCAUCCACAUUAAACCAAACACUCGCGUUAACAUGUUUAGAUGCUCUAGCUAAGCAUAAGACUCGAUCUGCAGACGUCUGUGCUGCAUUAAAUUUAAAUGUCAACCAUGGAAUUUUGAUGUUUCUAGUCCGAAAAACUGUUUCCGAACUGGCUGCGGAAGAUGGCGCAAUUGAUGAUAUUGAGGGAGACGACUGGCGCGAUGCCCUGUUUGGCCUUCUUCGAACCCUUCCAAGCUCCGGAACAAGAGCACCCGAAACAUUGAUGCCCGCUGGUUUGAUCCCCAUGUUUGUUGACAUGUUGAAUCUCCGAACUGAAAAGGCCCGAAGGGUAUACCCCAAAGUUUUAGAGUUUCUCGACAAUUACGUCCAUUCUGUACGAGAUGCAUUGGCAACCCUAGCAGCCGCAAAGGGUUUCGAUGCCAUAUCUGACCUUAUUGCAACAGAGACAAAAUCCGCGUUUGAUAUGGUAGGAGAAGGCAAGGGGAUCCCCGAAGAAUUCAAGACUCCAUCUACGGAUUAUUCUAUUCCUUAUUUCCAGCAACAGGCGGUACGAUGGCUGUUCAAAUUUGUCAACCACGUAAUGCAACAUAAUAGUGGUGGUUUUGAGCGUUUGAUCCGCAAUUUCAUAGACUCUCCUCCUCUUCUUAGUGCACUUCGCCUUGUUAUCGAAAACGCAAAGACUUUUGGCUCGCAUGUAUGGAGCGGUUCCAUUAACAUUAUGAGCCACUUUAUCCACAAUGAGCCCACUAGUUAUGCCGUCAUAGCUGAAGCCGGACUCAGCAAAAGCUUCCUUGAAGCGGUUAUGUGCAAACCGCUGGAAGUUCCAGAGGAAUCAACUGAAGGGGAUAAGAAACCUGCCAAACCGCAAAAUUUGUUUAACCCUUCAUCAACUUCAGGCAAUAAGAACCUACUCGAUCAUCUCUCCAAAACUCCUGAACGUAAGGGAUCUGAUGGAAUCUUACCCUCAACGGAAGCUAUUGUCGGUAUACCCUUGGCGUUUGGUGCAAUAUGCCUGAAUUCAACUGGCCUUGAACUGUUCCAGUCAUCCGACGCACUAGAAAGAUUCUUCGAUAUCUUCGAAAGUCCCGUCCACGUGAAAUGUAUGAAGAAUGACUCGAACUUGCUUAGACUGCUGGGAAAUUCAUUUGAUGAAUUAGUAAGGCACCAUCCAGCCCUGAAGGCGUCGGUCAUGAGCUCCGUUCUCCGAACGGUUGCCCGUGUUGGGCUUCUUGGUAAGUAUAAGGCGUGGGAGUCUGGUUUGGGAGCCAAACUCUGGGUUGAGGAUCAAGAUGGAAAGGAAUCCAUUUCUGGCGGCCUGUCUGGUACCAUUGGCGACCUUUGCUCCGAUUUCUUCCCGAAUGAAGACCACUGGCCUAAUGCCUCGGUUCCCAACCUAGGUAGUAGCAGCACUACCUACCGAGAGCUCUUUGGUGAACCGGACAUUAGCAAGUGGGCUACCAAGGAUACUGAUGCGGAUGGCCUUGCCGUCACAGGUUACAUCUUCCCAGUAUUAAAAUUCUUGGGGGCAUUUUUUGAGAAUCAGGCUAUUUGUGCCAAUUUCAUAGAAAAUGGAGGUGUGGAAUACGUACUCGACUUUGCUGUCCUUCAGUCCUUGCCUUUUAGCUUCCAUAAUAAUGAAGCGAAUCACCAACUGGCGCAAGUACUUCAUCUCAUGGCCGAGACAAAACCUCACCUAGUACUUCCACCUCUCCUUAACCGCACCCUCUCCGCCCUUGAUAAACUCGAGCCAUUCUGGUCCAACGGCCCAGGAUCAGUAGGCUUCUUCUCUCCCCUUACAAGCCCUCUGCAAGACUUUGAACCAGGGCCUGAAGAGGCAGAAUUAAAGGCGAAAGGAACGUAUUAUGCCAAACACAUGGUUGCUGUUGGAACCUUGACAAACAUUCUCCGUGAAGUCUAUACUCCUCCAAUAUACCCUACCCGCCCAGCACAGCAGCCGCUGCCAUUUCACCAAGUGAACCUUGCCGAUAAAUAUGCCUUGAUUGCUGAACGUUUGGGACGAUUGCAUGCUGCCUGUGUUUGGGAAGAGAUACUACUACAGCAAGACAUGCCCGAGGCAUGGCAUGAGGUCACUACACUUCCCGGUUUUAGCUUUGACGUGAUGGAUGAAGGUCAAGAAACUCCUCCAGUUACUACAGCGGACGGGGCAUCUGAGGUAGGCGACGUUCCUGCUGAGUCUCAUGCUGAGGAUACACCGACAGCGCAGGGUGGCCGAGCUAAGAAAUCCCCCAAAGCCGACAACCCUGCUUCUACUCAGCUAGAUAAAGGGGCAACAGUAAAAAAUAUUAAGACCCUUCGUUGGCUGCUUGGAACACUCCCUACUUGCAUAACUGGAUUCCUUCACUCUCUUGGCCGUGGGCUUGUGGCGAAACGGCGUGUGGACACAUACCAACGACAGAAAGCGGCCGUAGUUGCUGGUGCAAUUGCUUCUAUGGUAAUUCAACAGCUGGAGCUCCAAGGACCUAACGAGUGUGCAUCCACGAAGGAUCGAUUUUCCUAUCUUAUUGUGAUAUUGUCAUCAUUCUCACGACUGAUAUUUGACUCUACCGAGCGCACCCACUCUCAGUGCCUGACAAUGAUCCUUGUCGCAUUCAAGAGGCAAAAUGGUAUACAGAAAAUGAAAGAAAUCGCUGAUAUCUUUCUCCAAGAAGUUAAGGCGUUGGCACCGUUAGAGCAGUCAGCUUCAUCACCUCGGGACCGACCAGCCAGACUUGCAUCUGCAUAUGGAGGAAUCAAAAUAAUCCUGACAUUCUUUUCAGAGAUGACGUCUGCUCGAUAUGUUCUUGAUUCUGCCCAGACUUUAGCAAUGGCCAGUAACGACCGUGAUAGAGAGCGAUUUGAUACCUUCCUUCCUCAACAAUUCUUAGUUGAGCUUCGAAUGGAGGCUUUACCCCUAGUGAAAAGCAUGUGGACGUCAGACUUUGUGGAGACAGCCUCAAGUUCUAUAGUCAAGUCGUUAAUCGACAUUCUUCGCCUGGUCCUUGAAGCAGAACAUGAAAACAACGCUUAUCGCCGUGGGGAUAACAUACCAAAAGCCCAAGCAACUACUCUAAAGGUGUUCGCCAUUCACCCUGAGCGCCUUAGUCACCUUGUUGAAAAGGGCUACGAAGAAACCCUUGCUAGAGAGGCUCUCUACCGCUGUUAUAACUCUGCCAGCGCUUCUGAAGAAUACUGCAAUGCCCAGAAAGGUGUUCGAGCUCCACCAAGAAGUUCAAUUCCAGACUAUGAUGCGGAGGCUGCAGUAACGAAGCCCAGCACCACCUCCCAAGACGAUCAAACUCCGGGGGGUCGCACAGGUAACGAAACCAGCCAAGGUCCUUCUACGCAGCCUGCCCAAGAUUUGGCCGAGAUACACGCCGAAGCUACCGAAAGUAUGGAAACAGAAGGCGACGUGUCUUCUGAGGCGUCGCCAACUUCAAAUACUCGAGCACCAGGUUCAGCUGCUGUUGCUAGCACGGAAACCAAACCUAGUGAAGCUACUUCUACGGAACCACUGCAGAAGCGAGAAGUUGUAACAAUUGAGGAUUUGGACAAAGAACGAGAUAGCAUUCGCUCAAAUUUAAUAGAACGAUGCCUGGAAGUUCUGAACGCCCAUAAUGAUGUUACCUUCGACUUGGCUGACCUCAUUAAUUCUGCAUCUAAGGUUGAAAACCCCUUCAACUUCAGGAGAGAGAUUGGGGAGACGCUGCUGCAUUUCCUAGCCUCCCUUCAAAUGGAUGAGAAUUUUUUGACAGGAGGAAAGAAAAUUGCUGCACAUGCUAGCCUUUUGGCCUUACUCCUCCAGGAGCCACAGUUUUACGAAUCCACAUUGGAACCACUCCAAGAUAAUUUUUAUGUGCUACUUGGAUUUGUCAAAGUUCCACCUCCUGCAUCAGAUAAAUCUACCGAGGAGUCUUGUCCCUGGAUUGGCCAAAUCCUGCUUAUCCUUGAAAAAGUGCUGGCGGAAGACGCCUCUCCUAGGGUCAUUCAAUGGAAUCCACCAAAUGCCGAUACUCCUGAGGAUUCGGAUGCGGCGGAGCUCGGAGAACCUCUCGUUUCGCUAGACGGUAAAACGCAGCUCUUCGAGGCGCUUUUGGACGUUUUACCACGAAUUGGUAAAGAUGAGUCCCUCGCACUAUCUGUGGCUAGGGUGCUUGUUAUGCUCACUCGGGAACGUGUUCUUGCAACAAGACUUGGAGAACGCAGAAAUCUUCAACGUUUGUUUGUUAUGAUCAAGCAAUUGAGCAACCCAUCUAACGAAAAACUACAAAAUGCGUUUAUGCUCAUACUCAGACAUAUCGUUGAAGACGAAGAUACAAUUCGCCAAAUAAUAAGAAAUGAUAUCAUUUCGAACUUUGAUUCUAGACCUUCUCGCCAGACAGAUACUACCAACUUUGUUCGUCAAUAUAGCCACUUGGUAAUAAGAGCCCCUAGACUUUUUGUUGAGGUCACGAAUGAACUUUUGAAACUCUCGAGAUAUGACGCAAAUCAACGGCCUCAAACGCUUGUUUUAAAGAACCCGAGGAAGAAUGAUGGGCUGCAGUCAUCAGAGGAGGCCGACAAGCCAGAGGAAGCCAAGGUUGAGGGAGAACAGUAUCCACGGCCAUCUAAGGACUCUGAUCAGCAUGAGCCUAAGGAAAGCAAGGAGAAACACAAGGAGUUGAAGACCCCAAUUGUUGAGCAUCCAGAUGGUGUAAUCCAUUAUCUCCUCUCUGAAUUACUUUCAUAUAGAGAUGUAGACGACAAAGAGUCCGCUCCCGCACCGCCAGCUGAGAAACCGGGUAGUCGAGCUGAGGAUGUCGAAAUGGCCACUAGUGAGAGCUCAUCCCCACCUCAGGCGGCUACAAACCGCGAUCUAUCCUCGAAGAAGGCAGAGAAACCCCAAUUCAAGGCAGAUGAGCAUCCCAUCUAUAUCUACCGAUGCUUCCUCCUCCAUUGCUUGACGGAACUCUUGUCGUCUUACAAUCGUACCAAGGUGGAGUUCAUCAACUUUUCUCGCAAAGCAGACCCCCUGGCAACGACUCCGUCAAAACCACGGUCAGGGAUCUUGAAUUACCUACUUCAUGGCCUCAUUCCGAUUGGAACCAUGGAACAUGACGAAUCAAUCCCCUUCAAAAAACGAGUUAAUACUUCAGGAUGGGCGAUGAAGGUUAUUAUCGCCCUAUGCACAAAGACAAUUGAAUAUGGCGGACGAAGAUCUGUUCCUGCGCAAGAAGAAGAGGUCGAGUCUGACUUGCUAUUUGUCCGAAAGUUUGUCUUAGAACAUGCUCUGAAGUCCUACAAAGAUGCCAGUACUUCCCGGGAACCUCUCGACUCCAAGUAUGCGCGUCUCAUGUGUAUGGCGGAUCUUUUUGAUAAAAUGCUCAGCGGUGGUCCUGGCCCAGAUGGUUCACCACGAACUUCAUCGGCUACUCGUCAGAUCGCGAAGACCAUGUUUGAAAAGAACUUCGUCAAUGCCUUCACCGCAUCAAUUGCUGAUAUUGACUUAAACUUCCCGUCAUCCAAGCGUGUCGUGAAAUACAUUCUACGACCUCUUAAUAAGCUGUCACAAACUGCUGUACUCUUAUGUGAAAGUGGUUCGAUUGAAGCGAAACCGAAUCAAAGCGAUUCUGAUGAAAUAUCAUCAGCAAGUUCGGUAUCUGAGUUUUCGUCGUCAAGAGAAGAAACACCCGACCUUUUCCGCCAUUCUACUCUAGGCAUGUUUGAGCCGCAUGAGGAAGAGACUUCCAGUGACGAGGAUGAAGAGGAUGAGGAAAUGUACGAUGAUGAGUACGAUGAAGAGAUGGAAUAUGAAGAAGAGAUACCAGAGAAUGACGGAGAAGUCGUCAGCGAUGAAGAUGAGGAGGAAAUGGACGAACGAGGUCCGAUUGAAGGAUUACCUGGUGAUACUCCAAUGGAUAUUGAGGUUUUGAUCGAUGGAGAUUCCGAAGAUGACGACGAUGAGGACGAUGACGAUGAAGACGAUGAGGACGAUGAUGAAGACGAGGACGAGGAUGAUGACGAUGAACAUCUAGACGAACGAAUUGUUGCCGGUGAAAUUACUGGUGACAAUGAUAACAACAGUCUUCAAGAUGGCGAAGAUGAAUGGGAGAGUGAUGAAGGUUCCGAGGAAGCAGACGAUGAAUUGGCCAUGAUGAACCAGCUCGAAAUUGAACUAGGGGGUGGCAUGGGGCAAGGAGAACAUAAUCGCCCGGGCCCGCCUCACAUUGAAAAUCUCUUAAGAGUCCUGGAGGAGACGGGUGCCUCGGUUGAACGUUUGGACCAUGAAAUGGAUCAUGCAAUGGAUAUGAGGGACCUUGGAGAGGAUUUUGUAGAGGAUGACCUGAAUGAGGAAGAAGACGAAGACGAAGAAAUUGACGAACUGGAAGAGGAUGUUGAUGAGUUUGACGAUGAGCAAGCGAUAUAUCAUGAAUACGACCAUGAUGACGGGGACCUUUCCAACUCACCAUGGAGCUGGGAUGAACCAGUUUUGACUCAGAACCGUGUUCCUUCGCGGAACAUCUCAUCGUGGAAUUUCUUCCCCGGUCAAAUGGCAAGCCGACAGGGUAUCAUACCAGUGCCAGACUAUCGAUCCCAUCGGACUCAAGUCGCACCUCCUAGGAACGACGAUGGAGUUAACCCCCUUCUACGUCGCAAUGAUCGCGCACAUGAACAGCCAACUCAAAGACGAGGCCCAAAUGCUGAAGCAUUUAGUGACUGGGUAACUGCAAUGGACCCGAAUAGUCAUGGCAGGCUUUUAUCAAUUGAUAGCCCUGUUACUUUCAUGAAUGCAAUCAUGCAAGCAAUUGGUCAAGGAGGACCAGAGUUUGGUAUCAUACCCCGACCCGAUGGAUUUCACCUUCAUGUGGAGCGUGGAUCCGUCCUUCCUGGCCGUCUCCAGGAUCUUCUUGGUCUAGGAAGAGCUCCAGUGGUGGCCCCCCGUUCUCGUGACGAUCCAGGUCAAGCAGUUGCCUUCCCAACCGGCUCGACUCUAAAUCGCUGGCAGGAAGAAGCUAGACUUCACUUCAACAACCUCUAUAUGGAGAGGGCACAGAGAAUUGUGCAGUCCAUUCUUAAACUGUUAAUUCCUCCAGCUAUUGAGGAAGAUAAGCAGCGGCAAAAGAAGCUAGAGGAGGAGCGAAGACGCAUGGACGAAGAAAAGCUCGAGCGCGAGAGACUAGAACGCAUUGCUCUUGAAGAGGCUGAAAAGGAGAAAAAACGGAAACAAGAAGAAGAGGAAGAAGCUGCGAGAAGAUUGGAAGAAGAACGUCGUGCAGAAGAAAAUGCUCAAGCAGAUAUUGUUGAGCCAAUGGAAGAUGUACAGCCCACUGCCGGUGUUGCAGGGCGGCCUUCUACUGAGGCUGCUGCCCCUGACCCCGGGCCGUCUGAACCAGUCCAAAGAAUCCACACUACCAUACGUGGCCGGCAACUUGAUAUCACUGGCAUGGAAAUUGAUCCGGAAUACCUUGAGGCACUUCCAGAAGAAAUGCGCGAGGAAGUAAUCUUGCAACAGCUUGCUGAGCAACGUUCUCAAGCUGUCGUGGCUGGUGAAGAGCCAAGCGAAAUCAACCCCGAAUUCUUAGAAGCCCUGCCAGCAGAAAUCCGAGAAGAACUCCUACAGCAAGAGGCAGCCGAUCGUCGUCGUCGUGAGCGGGAAGCUGCCCGUCGCCAAGCCGCAGCCAAUGGAGGUCCUCACGCGGAAGAUAUGGACCCUGCCAGUUUCAUAGCAACACUUGAGCCAUCUUUACGACAAACUGUUUUGGCUGAUCAACCCGAUGAUAUAUUAGCUUCACUCGGACCAGAGUUUGUGACUGAAGCUCGAGCAUUGACUGGUCGCAGACUUCCUCGAUUUGGUGACCCAGUGCUGGACCGGCCUCCACCAGCCCGUCAAGUCCAGGAGCCGAAGAAGCCUCAGCGCCGGCAGAUUGUACAGAUCGUCGACAAAGCUGGUGUAGCCACCCUACUUCGUCUCAUGUUUAUGCCGCUACAAGGAAACGCUCGGCAUCAUCUGAAUGAUAUCCUGCAUAAUGUUUGCCAGAAUCGUCAAAAUCGAUCGGAAGUGAUUAGCCUUCUUCUGCUGAUCCUCCAAGAUGGAAGUGCUGAUAUCUCGGCGGUGGAGCGAAGCUUCGCUCAUUUGUCCUUACGUGCGAAAACUCCCACUUCUCAGCGAACUCCCCAAUCUCUUAAGCGGGCAUUGUCCAUUCCUACUCCCGGUGCCAACCAUGAUGUGACCCCAUUGAUCGUCAUUCAACAAUGUCUAGGCGCUCUUUCGUUCCUAACUCAGUAUAACCCGCAUAUCCCAUGGUUUUUCCUCACCGAGCAUGAAACCAUCUCGGCCCUUAAAAUGAAAACCCUGCGCAAAGGAAAGGCCAAGGAAAAUAGGGCAAAUAAGUUUGCGCUGAAUUCUCUUCUAUCGCUACUCGACCGGAAAGCAAUCUUGGAUAGCCCGAACUGCAUGGAACAGCUAUCUGGGCUACUUAGCAGUAUUACUCAUCCUCUCACAAUACUACUCCGCAGAGAAGCAGAUAAACAAGAGGAUACUGAAAAUAAGGAGACUGAUAACAAGCCUGAAUCUUUGCCUCAACCACAGAGUACAGGUGAGGCCCAGGAGAACAACCCACCAGCUCAAUCAGAUACUACUAUGGUGGAGCCAACAGCUAGGGAUUCGGACACUGCUGGCCAACAAGAGCAAGAAGAAGACGGAAACGUUGAAGGUGAUAAAUCGCCCAAGGAAGACAGAAAGAAGAAAGUGCGUACCAUUGACCCUCCUGUGGUUCCAGAGUAUAAUUUACGCCUUGUGGUUCAUAUUCUUUCUGCUCGUGAGUGUAAUGGCAGGACAUUCAGAGAAACUCUUUCCACCAUUAAUAACUUGUCUUCAAUCCCGGGCGCAAAAGAGGUCAUUGGGAAGGAGUUAGUUGGACAGGCGCAGACUUUGAGCAAAUCAAUAUUGGUCGACUUGGAGGAACUUAUACCCCAUAUCACCAAUGCAGAGUCUGGUACUGACGUACAGGGCCUGGCUCUUGCAAAAUUCUCGCCAGCAAGUUCUGAUCAGGCCAAGCUGCUGCGCGUUUUGACAGCUCUUGACUACCUGUUUGACCCCAGCCGAGACAAGGAGAAGAUGUCUGAAGCGGAGGCUUCCGAGAAAGCAAAUACUCUGAAAGCGCUCUAUGAGAGUGUUACUUUUGGACCCUUAUGGACGAAGCUUAGCGAUUGCCUCCACGCCGUCCAACGCAAAGAAUCGAUGCUGAAUGUUGCGACGACCCUUCUUCCAUUGAUUGAGUCACUCAUGGUUGUCUGCAAAAACACUACACUAAAGGACGUCCCCCUAUUCCCUAAGCAAGGCCGCGAAUUCUCUGUAUCAAGCCCACCCCCUGAUUCUGGGAUGGAAGGCUUGUUCUUCAAUUUCACAGAGGAUCACCGGAAAAUUCUCAAUGAGCUUGUGCGGCAAAACCCUCGGCUGAUGAGCGGUACUUUCUCGCUCUUGGUCAAGAAUCCGAAGGUUUUGGAGUUCGACAACAAACGUAACUACUUCAACCGCAAGAUUCAUUCACGCGGAACUGAGGCCCGGCAUCCUCAUCCUCCGUUACAGCUCUCUGUCCGCCGUGAUCAGGUAUUCCUUGACUCUUUCAAAUCCCUAUAUUUCAAGACCGCAGAUGAAAUGAAAUAUGGUAAACUUAGCAUUCGAUUCCACGGUGAAGAAGGCGUUGAUGCUGGCGGCGUAAGCAGGGAAUGGUUCCAAGUCCUUGCCAGAGGAAUGUUUAACCCUGACUACGCCUUGUUCAUUCCAGUUGCAUCUGACCGCACAACAUUCCACCCAAAUCGUCUCAGUGGCGUUAAUCAGGAACACUUGAUGUUUUUCAAGUUUAUCGGGCGUAUAAUUGGCAAGGCAUUGUAUGAAGGCAGAGUUCUUGAUUGCCAUUUCAGCAGAGCAGUGUACAAGAGGAUCUUGGGCAAGUCAGUCUCUAUCAAAGACAUGGAAACUCUUGACCUCGACUACUACAAAUCGCUAUUGUGGAUGCUGGAAAACGACAUCACGGACAUUCUCACUGAGAAUUUCUCGGUUGAGGUUGAAGAUUUUGGUGAAACCCGUGUCAUUGACCUAGUGGAGAAUGGUCGAAACAUUCCAGUCACCCAGGAGAACAAGGAAGAAUACGUUCAGCACGUUGUUGAACACCGGUUGACUGGGUCUGUCAAAGAGCAAUUGGACCACUUCCUCCGCGGUUUCCACGAUAUUAUACCAGCUGACCUUAUCUCCAUAUUCAACGAACAAGAACUAGAGCUUCUCAUUUCUGGGCUGCCUGAGAUCGAUGUCAAUGACUGGAAAAAUAAUUCUGAGUACCACAACUAUUCCGCAUCUUCCCCACAGAUCCAAUGGUUCUGGCGUGCCGUGCGCUCAUUUGACAAGGAAGAGCGAGCCAAACUUCUUCAGUUCGUCACUGGUACAAGCAAAGUACCCCUGAACGGAUUCAGAGAGCUUGAAGGGAUGAAUGGAUUCAGCAAAUUUAACAUCCACCGUGACUAUGGAAGCAAAGACAGGCUUCCAAGCUCACAUACCUGCUUUAACCGUAAGUUACCAUUCCAGAAUAUGUUGCCACUGUUUAACGUGCUAACUCAUCCUUUCGCAGAGCUCGAUCUACCUGAGUAUGACAGCUAUGAAUCGUUACGUAAAUGUCUCUACACAGCCAUGACUGCCGGUAGCGAAUACUUUGGGUUCGCUUAA
Molecule: messenger RNA, 12072 nt
Organism: Nannizzia gypsea CBS 118893
Lineage: Eukaryota; Fungi; Ascomycota; Eurotiomycetes; Onygenales; Arthrodermataceae
Exons: 5
Coding region: 1-12072 (4023 amino acids)
Biological process (GO): protein polyubiquitination; proteasome-mediated ubiquitin-dependent protein catabolic process; positive regulation of protein catabolic process
Molecular function (GO): ubiquitin-protein transferase activity
Source: RefSeq, a predicted model, not a curated record